This is a messenger RNA of Neoarius graeffei (lesser salmon catfish), 1533 nucleotides long. RefSeq names its product forkhead box D7 (gene foxd7). Bases 251 to 1207 code for a protein of 318 amino acids. Gene Ontology annotation, molecular function: RNA polymerase II cis-regulatory region sequence-specific DNA binding; DNA-binding transcription factor activity, RNA polymerase II-specific. NCBI's taxonomy places the organism in Eukaryota, Metazoa, Chordata, Actinopteri, Siluriformes, Ariidae. Gene Ontology annotation, biological process: cell differentiation; anatomical structure morphogenesis; regulation of transcription by RNA polymerase II. The record is from RefSeq and is a predicted model, not a curated record. The transcript has a single exon.
CUCGUAGCGUCACCAGCUUUUUUUUCCUCCUCCUGGCUCCAAUGUUGUGAAACGGCUUUGUUUUCGGUAAAGCAAAGCAAAAGCACUUUGUGUGUGUGUGUGUGGGUGUGUGUGUGGUCUGAUCCUACUGGUCAGUCUAAGGUACUUUUAUUGUUGUUUCAAAGAAGUGAGCCAAGUUCAGAGCGUCUCGGAUCCUUUAUUGUCUCACCUGUUGAAGCAGGUGAACUCGGACCAGUUUGGAUUUGCUACUAUGACUUUGGAUACGGAUUUAAUGGACGACCUGGUGAUCGACGUGGUGGGAGAAGGGAGCAAGGAUUCAGCAGAAGAGAGCUGCUCCACCUCACCUCCAGUCGUGUCUGAGGCUGAAUUCAACUCGGCGUCUCUUUCUGCCAGACAUUAUGAAGGCGAAGGAAAAGACAUCGCGUCUUCCAGAUGCCUUCCAGCUCCGAGCAAAGGAGCCUCGGUGAAGCCGCCGUAUUCCUACAUCGCCCUCAUCACCAUGGCCAUCCUGCAGAGCCCCAAGAAGCGGCUCACUCUCAGCGAGAUCUGCGACUUCAUCAGCCACCGCUUCGCCUACUAUCGCGAGAAAUUCCCUGCGUGGCAGAACUCCAUCCGCCACAACCUGUCGCUCAAUGACUGCUUCGUGAAGAUGCCGCGGGAGCCGGGUAACCCGGGCAAGGGCAACUACUGGACCCUCGACCCCAACUCGGCGGACAUGUUUGAGAAUGGCAGCUUCCUGCGGCGGAGGAAGCGUUUCAAGCGGCAGCACUUCCGAUUCGGUGUGUUAAAGGAUCACAUGUUAGAACCUACAACCUUCCCGACCCUGUCCUACAGCGCUUAUGGGCUCGGAGCGUCCUGUGUGCCUUUACCAAGCAUGGACGUCUAUCCGUUUGGAUUCCGCCAUGCCAGUCAGGCGUCCUGUGUGCCAGGCGCGCCACCUGGCACCGUCCUUCCAGCGCUCUCCACCUUCUUUUCGCGGAGUUCACUACAUACUAAAGCUUUCCCUCCGAGCCAGGCGCUCACUGUGGAGUCAUUAAGCUCAGCUCCGCUUCCCUCCAGCUCCCCAUAUGCGCCCUCCGCUCUCCUCCAUCCCAUCGCCUUUCCCCCGUUUCUCAGCCUGCAGUAUGAGUAUCAGAAAUUGCAAAGCCUGACAGGCAGCUCGGAGGCGCCCAAUAAACACGCGUACCAGGGCAGUGUUGUUGAUUAGCACCAGUGCGGCUUGUUUGUUUGUUUGUUUGUUUGUUUGUUUGUUUGUUUGUUUGUUUGUUUGUUUGUUUGUUUGUUUUCCCCCCUCCUCAGGAAAUAAUAUUUUUGGCAUGUUGAUGCUUUCAGAGUGAAAGGAUCUCUGAUGGCAUUGAAUGGACACUGAACUUUCGACAUUUAUUCCCCACUGAGUUUUACUGGGAUUUGUUGUUGUUGUUGAAGAAGAAGAAAGACUCAUUUGUGCUUCAAAUAUUUUCUUAUAUUAAUUUCAUACUACAAAACUGCAUUGAGUGAUUUGAAAAAUAUUUAACUGACGAAUUUCCUUUUGAU